Molecule: messenger RNA, 2139 nt
Organism: Eremothecium cymbalariae DBVPG#7215
Lineage: Eukaryota; Fungi; Ascomycota; Saccharomycetes; Saccharomycetales; Saccharomycetaceae
Gene: HSP82
Product: Hsp90 family chaperone HSP82
Exons: 1
Coding region: 1-2139 (712 amino acids)
Biological process (GO): protein stabilization; protein folding; cellular response to heat
Cellular component (GO): perinuclear region of cytoplasm; plasma membrane; protein-containing complex
Molecular function (GO): ATP-dependent protein folding chaperone; ATP hydrolysis activity; ATP binding
Source: RefSeq, a predicted model, not a curated record
AUGUCUAACCAAGAAACUUAUGAAUUUCAGGCGGAGAUCACUCAGUUAAUGAGUUUGAUCAUUAAUACAGUUUACUCCAAUAAGGAAAUUUUUUUGAGGGAGUUGAUUUCCAAUGCAUCUGAUGCUUUGGAUAAGAUUAGAUACCAAUCGUUAUCAGACUCAAAGGUGUUAGAGAGUGAACCUGAGAUGUUUAUUAGGAUUACGCCAAAGCCUGAGGACAAGGUUUUGGAGCUAAGAGACUCUGGUAUUGGUAUGACCAAGGCGGAGUUGAUUAACAAUUUGGGUACCAUCGCGAAGUCAGGUACCAAGGCAUUUAUGGAGGCAUUGUCGGCUGGUGCGGAUGUUUCUAUGAUUGGGCAGUUCGGUGUUGGAUUCUAUUCGUUGUUUUUGGUUGCUGACAGAGUGCAGGUUAUCUCGAAGCACAAUGACGAUGAGCAGUAUGUGUGGGAGUCUAAUGCAGGUGGGUCUUUUACUGUCACUCUUGACACUACCAAUGAGAAGAUCGGCAGAGGUACUAUUUUGAGGCUAUUCUUGAAGGAGGACCAGUUGGAGUAUCUAGAGGAGAAGAAGAUCAAGGAGGUUGUCAAGAGACAUUCUGAGUUUGUUGCUUAUCCAAUCCAGUUGUUGGUGAGCAAGGAGAUUGAGAAGGAGGUGCCAGUUGCGGAGGACGAGGCAGAAGAAAAGAAGGAGGGUGAAGAAGAGGCUGAGGACAAGAAGCCAAAGUUGGAAGAGGUUGAUGAGGAUGAUGCUGGCGAGGAAAAGAAGCCAAAGACCGAGAAGGUUAAGGAGACCGUUAAGGAGUUGGAGGAGUUGAACAAGACUAAGCCAUUGUGGACUAGAAACCCAUCUGAGGUUUCUCAAGAGGAGUACAAUGCUUUCUACAAGUCCAUUUCUAACGACUGGGAGGACCCAUUGGCUGUUAAGCACUUUUCUGUUGAAGGUCAACUAGAGUUUAGAGCGAUCUUAUUUAUUCCAAAGAGAGCACCAUUCGAUUUGUUCGAAUCUAAGAAGAAGAAGAACAACAUCAAGCUAUACGUCCGUCGUGUCUUUAUCACCGAUGAGGCUGAAGACUUGAUCCCAGAAUGGUUGUCUUUCGUCAAGGGUGUUGUCGACUCUGAAGACUUGCCAUUGAACUUGUCAAGAGAAAUGUUGCAACAAAACAAGAUCAUGAAGGUCAUCAAGAAGAACAUUGUCAAGAAAUUGAUUGAAGCUUUUAACGAGAUCGGUGAAGAUGCUGAACAGUUUGAAAAGUUCUACUCCGCCUUCGCCAAGAACAUCAAGUUGGGUAUUCACGAGGACUCCCAAAACAGAGCUUCUUUGGCCAAGUUGUUGAGAUACAACUCCACCAAGUCUGUUGACGAGCAAACUUCUUUGUCUGACUACGUCACCAGAAUGCCUGAACACCAAAAGAACAUCUAUUUCAUCACUGGUGAAUCUAUUAAGGCUGUCGAAAAGUCUCCAUUCUUGGAAGCUUUGAAGGCUAAGAAUUUCGAAGUUUUGUUCUUGGUUGACCCAAUUGACGAAUACGCCUUCCAACAAUUGAAGGAGUUCGAAGGUAAGCAAUUGGUCGACAUCACCAAGGACUUUGAAUUGGAAGAAACCGACGAGGAGAAAGCUCAAAGAGAACAAGAGAUAAAGGAAUUUGAACCAUUGACUACUGCUUUGAAGGAAGUCUUGGGCGAACAAGUUGAGAAGGUAGUCGUUUCUUACAAGUUGGUCGACGCUCCAGCUGCCAUCAGAACUGGCCAAUUCGGUUGGUCCGCUAACAUGGAGAGAAUCAUGAAAGCUCAAGCUUUGAGAGAUUCUACUAUGUCUUCUUACAUGGCUUCCAAGAAGACGUUUGAAAUUUCUCCAAAAUCUGCUAUCAUUAAGGAGUUGAAGAAGAGAGUUGAAGAGAGCGGUGCUCAGGAUAGAACCGUCAAGGACUUGACUACCUUGCUAUACGAAACUGCUCUAUUGACCUCUGGUUUCACCUUGGAAGAGCCAGCUACUUUCGCCAACAGAAUUAACAGAUUGAUCUCCUUGGGUUUGAACAUUGACGAAGAACCUGAACAAGUCACUGAAGUCUCUUCCGACGCCACUGCCACAGCCCCAGUUGAGGAAGUUGUUCCAGAAACUGAAAUGGAAGAGGUUGAUUAA